Molecule: messenger RNA, 3156 nt
Organism: Cordyceps militaris CM01
Lineage: Eukaryota; Fungi; Ascomycota; Sordariomycetes; Hypocreales; Cordycipitaceae
Exons: 2
Coding region: 1-3156 (1051 amino acids)
Source: RefSeq, a predicted model, not a curated record
AUGACUUGUCAGUCGCCACAUUGUCAAGAUGACUCUCGUGAGCGGCUCGCUAGUCAAGGCAAUGCUACGACCUCGACCACCCCGAACCCGUCGAGCUCGGAUGACCAGGACAGCUCGCGGGACUCUCCAUCCGCAUCGCCCAUGAAAUCAAAACGGCCAAGCUUUCGCGGCGGUCCGUCUGGUCUCGGCAGACGAACCAGUUCCACGACGAGUAUUCUCAAUCUGAACCACUUGCUGCCCACGCGGGAGGACCACGGCGCCGACACGUAUGGCGUCGGCGAGGUGCGCGACGGCUUCUUUGACGCCGUCUUUCUCCAAGCCGCCCGUCUCCCCUCCAACGAUGGCCUCGCGGCUCUCAAAACGACCCUGCCUGCCGCCUAUGACUUGCACCAUCCGCUCACGAUCAGGCACUUUUUCCCGAACCAGUGGCGCGAGCUCAAGACGGUCGUCCGGCAGGUGUUGACCACACAUGCUGGCAUCAAGCUGCUCAAAGCGUUCUUGGCGUACUUGAUUGCUUAUAUCCUCUGUCUUGUGCCAGCUGUACACCACUGGCUGGGCCACCAAUACUACAUCAUGGCAGUGUCCGUCAUUCUCAACCACCCAGCGCGCACUGUCGGUGCUCAAGUCGACGGCGUGGUGCUGACCGCUUUGGGGACUGCUCUUGGGAUAGCCUGGGGUGCGCUGGCGCUGCUUUUAUCUACAUCAACGCGCGCCGCCAGCGCUGGCUAUGGUGGAAUUCUGGCGCUUUUUCUCGUCGUCUUCAUCUCUGGCCUUGCGUGGGUUCGUGCAUUCUUCAUCAGGUUUUACCAAGCGGUGCUUACCGCUGGCGUCUCGCUCAUUUACACGACGCUCUCCGAAACACGUGGGACAAUGAUUUCCUGGCCGAAGCUGCAAGGCUAUGCUGUCUCCUUUCUCCUGGGCCAAGCCAUUGCGCUGGCCGUCAAUAUUGUGAUUUGUCCCGACGCAGGCGCCCGGCCGCUCGCACUGACAUUGCACCGAUCGCUUCAGCUUAUGCAGAAAGCCCUUGAAAACCCCCAUGCAAGAGAUACAAGGCUCCGGAGGCAGCUAUCGAAAAACUUUGUGGACCUGUCGGAAGCAUACCGCGACAUGGUCAUUGAUAGCACAGUGUCGCGCUUUCUGCCAGAAGACGUGCUCGAGCUGCGGAACCUGAUGCAAGCCGUGCUGCGUGCCCUUUUAUCCAUGGACACUGAGACGAACCUCUUAAACACGGCAAAAAACAGCAAGACAAACGACAGCGAGGAGGGCCAGGAACCCGGCCACAACGGCAAAAACGUACUCGCAGACAAUGUGACGGAAGCGUUGGCGCCGCCUACGCGGGAUCUCGUUGUCUGCAUGCGCGACGCCAUUCUCGGAUGCGACGCCGCUCUCAUGGAUAUUUCGGGCUACCGAAAGUCCACCGGCCCGUCAAUCGACGUCUCAUCCGACACAGAAGCUCUGACAGCUCGCCUGCGACAAGCCGUCUACGACUUGGACACCAUCGAGUCCUCCCUCUUGCAGUGCGGUCGUUUCCCCGCCUCAGCCGUCUACGACUCCGACAUUGUGCAGCUCUUCGUCUUCGCCCGGCACGUCGGCGCGACCGCGACCGCCGUGCAGCGUCUCCUGCACCACGUCACCUCGAUGCAGCAGUCCGCGCCGCCGCGGCCGCGCCUCAGCCUCCCGUCCUACCCCUUCGCCAAAGCCAUCUACCGCACCAACGCCCAAGUCCGGCACGACCGCGGCGGCGUCGUCGCGGGCUCCUACGAGGUCACCUUUGGCGCCAUGGCCCGGCUGCUGGACACAAUCACCUCGCGCGCCCACAAGCCUGCUGCCGGCCGCCGCGGCCCCGAGGCGGAGGCGCAUCUCACGCCCGCCGCGUCCAACAACACCACCACCACCACCGGCACGCGCACCGACGGCAGGCUCAAGACGGCGACGCGGUAUCGCAUCUGGCGCGCGCUGUACCAGCUGCAGGGCGUCGAGAGCAAGUACGCGCUCAAGGCGUGCCUGGUCACCGCCCUGCUCGCCGUGCCGUCGUACCUCGACCGCAGCAAGGGCUGGUGGGACCGGUACGACGGCUGGUGGGCCGUCGCCAUGAGCUGGGUCGUCAUGCACCCGCGCGUCGGCGGCAACUUGCAGGACCUGCUCAACCGGUCGUGCCUCGCCGUUCUUGGCGCCGCGUGGGCCGCCGCCGCGCACGCCGCCGGCCGCGGCAACCCCUACGUCAUGGCCGUCUUCGCCGCCGUCUACAUGCUGCCCAUGCUCUACCGCUACACGCUGAGCGCCCACCCGCGGUCCGGCCUCGUCGGCAGCCUGUCGUUUACCGUCGUCUCUCUCAGCCUCGUCUCCACGCCGACCGCCGCGGCCGUCUCCUGCCGCGGCCUCGUCUUCCUGGUCGGCACCGCCGCGCCCAUCCUCGUCAACUGGCUGCUGUGGCCGUUUGUCGCGCGCCACGAGCUGCGCGCCGCCCUGUCCUCGAUGCUCUUCUUCAUGAGCGUCACCUACCGCAGCACCGUCGCCACCUACGUCUACGCGGCGGCGCAGGCGGCGGCACCCACCGCCGACGACACCACCCGCUCCGAGCUCCUCGAGGGCCGCCUGCGCGAGGGCUUUGUGCGCAUCCGCCAGCUGCUCGUGCUCACGCGCCACGAGAUGCGCUUGCGCGGCCCGUUUGACCCGCUCCCCUGGUCCGCGCUCACCGAGGCUUGUGAGCGCUUCUUUGAGCACCUCGUUGCCGCGCGGCAGGCCGCCGCCGCGCUGCGGCGACACGAGGACCGGACACCGGUGGAGGGACAGGCUGCCCUGCUGUCGUACCGACGUGACGCCGUCGCCACCGUCCUCGCCAACCUCUACGUCUUGGCCGGCGCGCUGCGCGCACGCCGCAGGGUGCCUCGGCACCUUCCCAGCGCGGCCGCCGCGCGCAAGGCUCUGCUGGUGCGGUCUGACGCGGUCGAGGCGGACAUGCUGGCGCGAGAAGCGGCGGCGGCGGCGGACGGGGAGGCGCUACGCAAGCUCGACACGCACCGCAAGUGGAGCGACAUUUACCGCUUCUCGUACAAGCAGAGCCUGACAGGCUGCAUCGUGCAGCUGGAGGAAAUGGAAAAAUAUACAAAGCUCAUUGUGGGCGAGCAAGGGUUCGAUGAUCAGUUUAGCAUGUAA